Messenger RNA from Acanthoscelides obtectus, 894 nucleotides. The record is from the annotation of a GenBank genome assembly. Lineage: Eukaryota; Metazoa; Arthropoda; Insecta; Coleoptera; Chrysomelidae.
CAGGAUUUUAGUUAGAUUAGCCUAACAUUACUGAACUAAUGUUAUUAACAAGCUAUCUCUUUUUAUAAACAAGUACAAUUCUUAGCACACGUUCAGUAUCGUGUGUGCCUCGAUCCGUGACCACUCGUACGCAUACACAAUAUCUUCAGCCUUCUGUUAACGUAGAAGAAUUUCCAGUUUGGUGGCUUCAAGAACCAGUGCCAAAAUGAUGCCUGCUUACGCCAAAACAGCGUUUAGUGCUUUAGCCGUAUAUUUCACUAUUACCUUGGUGAUGUCACAAGACCUGCCUGUCAACCAACAAUGCCUCGGGUGCAUCUGCGAAGGAAUUUCUGCUUGCAAUACUUCCAGCACCUGUGAUGGUGAUGUAUGUGGUCCAUUCAAAAUCACGUGGGCAUACUGGGCAGACGCUGGCAAACCAACAGUUGGCGGGGAAUCCCCUGAAGCUGCUACGGCUUACGCUCAUUGUGCUUCAGAUACGUACUGCUCUGCUCUUGCUGUGCAAGGAUACAUGUCCAAGUUCCAACAGGAUUGCAACGGAGACGGCAAGAUAGACUGUGACGAUUUCGCCGCAAUCCACAAAUUCGGAGGCUAUGGUUGUAAGGGACAGACUCUUCCGGAACCGUUUUCAAGCCGGUACCACCAGUGCAAACAGAUCGUUGGGCAGCUUAGACCUUAACGAUUUUUACUAGAUACGCUACUACUAUUUAUUUGUUAGUCCUUGUUAUAUACACUAGUAUAUUCUGAACUGCUAAUUCGUAAUAAUAAUAAUUUGUAAUGUGAUGAAAGAUAUUAAAUGCUUAAUGUGAUAUAAAAUGAAAACUAUAAUUAUUCAAGAUGAUACUAAAAAUGUAUUUGUACAUCAACAUUAAAGUGUUAUUCUUAAACUUCUCAGAA